AUGGCUUCAGUAGCGGGACUAACUCGAUUCUUACUUGGAAAAAACGUGAUCAACAACAGCCGUGCCGGUGCCAUUAAGUUUUACAGCACUGCUCCACAAUACGAGAACAUUAAAAUAGAAGUAGUUGGUGAAAAGAAGAAUGUUGGUCUCAUUCAAUUGCAUCGUCCCAAGGCACUCAAUGCUCUGUGCAAACCAUUGUUUAAAGAACUUGGAAAAGCUGUCAAAGAUUUUGACGCAGAUAAAGCAAUUGCAGCUAUCAUUAUAACUGGAAAUGAAAAAGCUUUCGCCGCUGGCGCUGAUAUUAAAGAAAUGCAAAAUAACACAUACAGUUCUAACACCAGGGAUGGCUUCCUACAAGAAUGGGAAGAUGUGUCAAACUGCGGUAAACCGGUCAUCGCUGCUGUCAAUGGAUUUGCUCUCGGCGGUGGUUGCGAGCUAGCGAUGUUGUGUGAUAUCAUCUACGCUGGCGAAAACGCAAAGUUUGGGCAGCCCGAGAUCAACAUUGGCACAAUUCCCGGGGCUGGUGGUACCCAAAGACUGCCCAGGUACGUGGGCAAGUCGAAGGCAAUGGAAAUUGUGCUCACGGGCAAUUUCUUUGGUGCUCAGGAAGCGGAGAAAAUGGGUCUUGUAAGCAAAGUGUUUCCAGUAGAUAAACUUCUAGAAGAAACUAUUAAAUUGGCUGAAAGGAUUGGAACCCACUCGCCAUUGAUUGUGAAGAUGGCCAAACAAUCUGUGAACCAAGCUUAUGAAACCACACUCAAAACAGGCUUGCAAUUCGAAAAAUCACUGUUUUAUGGCACUUUUGCUACUGGAGACCGUCAAGAGGGCAUGAAUGCAUUUAUUGAGAAGAGAACUCCUGCCUUCAAAAACGAUUAA
This is a messenger RNA of Pieris macdunnoughi, 876 nucleotides long. NCBI's taxonomy places the organism in Eukaryota, Metazoa, Arthropoda, Insecta, Lepidoptera, Pieridae. The record is from the annotation of a GenBank genome assembly.